CCGAAGCUUUCGAAGCAAAUUUUUCAGAGGAUAUCAGAGGGAUUCAUGCUCGAAUUUUUCAGGUAAUAACAAAUGGAAUUUUUUAAAGAACUUAGAGAACUCUGGGGUAACCAGGGUAGGGAAGAGGAAGAGGGUGUUAUGUCCAUGGAGCCUAUCGCCAUGAUAGUGUCGUUGGAACUGCAAGAUUUGCCAAAAACCUUGACGCCUAAGAGCAGUGCCAAUUCGAGUGAACAUGAGGGCUUUGGUGGUCGUCAUUUUUCGCCGUCUGAAGGGUUGUCAUCAGAAAGGACUCCAGGUGUUGGAGCAGGUGUGGGGGAGGGCAUAAGUAGCCCUUUGCCAAAAAAUGUGGACGUGGAUGUGAAUGUGCCUGUGGUUGCAGGUCAUACUUAUAUGAACUACCCCACAUUAACGCCUGACGACCUGGCACUUAAAGGCAAAAUAAUGGAUUAUGUAGGGGCAAAGGGGUUAGUUGAUUUGGAGGCGUUGGUUACCCCUGAGGCGCUCGUUGUGCAUGAGUUUGUGGAUGUCGCAAACCUAUUUAGUGAAGGUGCUAGGUCUAGCAUGCAUAGGCAGACGCGCUUUAACGAGCGACGGCCAGUAUCUCCACCUCGCAGCUCGUCACAAAGAGAGCGAGGCUCUAGAUCGACUUCAUGGCCACACGCCGAGUGUAGAGUUGAAACCAUUUAUGCUGAAUCUUGGAGGCAUGCUCGCGAAGACUCUGAUGUUGAGGAUGACGUGCCACUGAUUCGACGCAGAUUGAAUUAUGGGACUCAAUCUGGUGCGAAUUUUGUUCCACCUGCAGACCGUCAAUGUGCCAAGGGUUACAUUCAGCAGCAUGGGAGUCAUGCUACUAUGCUAAAGCUAAUGGAUAACCACGAGCUGAAUGACUCUUUUAAGCGCUUGACAUCUGACAAGACAAGCUUGGAAGAUGAGGUCAAUCGCUUACAAAACUCAGAGAUGGCCAAUAGGGCUGCAUUAGCUGAGAGCCGAGCUAAUGAGCUGGCCAACAAGGUCAACCGGCUGAAGGAGGAACUGGAGAAAGCUCAGGCCGAAAAGAAGAGCGGGAUCCAAGCUACUAAGGACGAGGAUGCCGUAGCUGUGGCUACCAUGAACACCAUGACGGAGAUCUAUAAUGAUGUCUGUGGAAAAGUAUUGAAGCAUCGAUCAGACUUUCCAAUAGGCGAGCUGGUGUUUUUUGAGGGUAAAGAGUUCGACGAAGAGGGUAAGAGCCUUGCUUCCCCCGUUGAUACCACUGUGUGGCUUAGGUGGGAGUUAAACAAAGAUGGAGUGCCUAUAUGGCGUCCAUUGGUUUUGGAAGAGGGGCAGGAUUUUGAGAACCUGCCUAGGUUCAACUCUUGGGUGGGGGACGCACCUGGAGGAAGCUGAACCCUUUAGCACUCCACCUGCACCUCAGCUCGCCACCACUGCUACUAUUCCUUCUCCAGCUCGUGCUGACGCAUUUGUUUCCGUUGAUUUAACGGAUGAUUAUGAUUUAGGCUUUAUCUUUUUCUUUUGAAUUUUUGGUGUUAAUAUAUCCAUGUCUAUGAC
Rubroshorea leprosula is the source of this 1548-nucleotide messenger RNA. NCBI's taxonomy places the organism in Eukaryota, Viridiplantae, Streptophyta, Magnoliopsida, Malvales, Dipterocarpaceae. The record is from the annotation of a GenBank genome assembly.